CAAGUGUCCGGUUAGUUUAUUUAUAAUGGUGGGAGAUGGAGCCACGUCUGGAUGCUUAUUCUGGCCCCUGAGCAGCGGCGCGCCGGAUGUCGGGCUACGUUUCGAUCUCGAAGGUGCUCGGCACAAUGGGACUCGUAACCCUCUGAGGGGCGAGCACAAAAGCCGGAGAGGAGCAGGAAUAAAGCCGAGUGAAGAAGAGGAGGAGGAACAGAAGAAAGAGAAGAUUCUUCCCUGGCGCUGGAGAGGGAGGGAGAUUUGUAAAGAGGGAUUUGCUCUAUCUGUCGGGGGUGCAUGCUCCCCCGAGCCCCCCGCCCUCCCACUCGGACAUCCUCCUCUUUAUUUUAUUUUCUGCAUCAGCGACGGUUCGACGAAAGGUGAAGAAUGCGCGAUAAACAAAGUUCGGGCCGGCUCGGGCUGAGCAACGGCCUCGACGUGAGACUACCCAGGACUAGAGUCGUGCUGCUGGGCGUGCUGCUCGCCGUGGCCGCGGCCGCGGAGCUGGACAUCGACGUGCUUGGCGGCAUGGUGUUGAUAGAAGCGGGCGGAGAAAGCGAGAGGUUCGACGGAGGCCGAGGCGAGCUCGAGGCCUCCAUGCACUCCUCGCUCUUGCAGGACUUCCAGGAAGUGACGGAGGGCGUCGCGGCGGCGGACGUUGGAGAAACGGCAGCAAAUCAGCAAAACGCGGCUACGCCCACGGCCUUCCCCGACUCCUCGGCGGUGGUGGGUCGGAUUUUCCGGAUGAAGGUGCCAAACAAGAUGGAGGACGUCUACCUGGGUGAUAUCGUCAAGAUUACAGAGAUGGGUAAGGACUCGCUCCCAGAAUGGCUGCACUGGGAUGCCAGCAGCAGAAUCUUGCAAGGUCUACCUUUGGAGGAGGAUAAAGGUGUUCACUACAUCACCGUGUCCAUCUCCAACCACACUAAAUCCUCGUCUUCUUCAGAGGUGUUUUCCAUCGCAGUGCACCCUGAAGAUUACCUGGAUUCAGAUUCAGCUCAGCUGACGUCUAACCAGGCGUCCACUGAAAAUGACGUCCAACAGUUCAUGUGUGGGAACGAGGAACCGGUCACAGUGCUGACGGUGAUCCUGGAUGCUGAUUUGACAAAGAUGAGCUCAGAGCAGAGGGUAGAGCUCCUGGAUAACAUGAGGAGCUUCUCUGGUGUUGGGCUUCAGUACAUGAAGAUGCUCCCUGUGGUCAACAACAGGCUGUUUGACAUGUCUGCGUUUAUGGCUGGACCUGGGAAUGCCAAAAAGGUGGUGGAGAACGGCGCUCUGUUGUCCUGGAAGCUCGGCUGCUCGCUGGACCAGAGCACAGUCCCAGAUAUCAACAGCGUCCAGGGUCCUGCAAAGGAAGGCACAAUGUCAGCCAAGCUGGGUUACCCCGUGGUGGGCUGGCACAUCGCUAACAAGAAACCUCAUGUCCCCAAACGAGUAAGACGACAACUAAACAACACUCCGACGCCUAUUCUGGUUGUGCCUCCUCCAACAACUGCAGUGGAGCCACCAGUACGAAUUAUCCCAACCCUCUCCUCUCCCUCUAUCGCUGCACCGACUGAAAGCUCUGCCCCUCCCGUGAGAGGUCCCGUCCCGCUUCCGGGAAAGCCUACUUUUAGAGUACGUGACCCUAUUGCUCACACUCCGACUACGGGACCUUCCCAGCCAACGAAGGUCAUGGAGUCCACCAGCAGCAUUGCUAUCCAGCCGAGCAUGACCAGGCCUACCUACGUACAACCCACCGCCACACCAGCCACAGCCUCCACACCCACAUCCACCAGAAAACCUACCAGGAAACCAGGAAGGAAGCAGAAGACAACCACACCAGCAUUCAGAACGCCAAAGACCCCCACAACAAAGUCUCCUAUGACCACCACAUCACGCACUGUUCCAGAUCCAUUCAACGAAAAGCCCGAGUUAAGGAACCCCAUCGACCAGGUCAAUGCAUUGGUGGGCACUUAUUUCGAAGUCAAGAUCCCAUCUGAUACAUUCUUUGACAAAGAGGAUGGAACGACAGAUAAGCUGCGAUUAACCCUUCGACAAAACCAUAAUGAAAUAGUUCCAGAGGACUCCUGGAUCCAGUUCAACACCACCAGCCAACUCCUCUAUGGACUGCCUGAUGUCCAGCAUGUGGGAAAACAUGAAUACUUCAUGCAGGCAGCUGACAAAGGUGACCUCAAUGCAAUUGAUGCUUUUGAGGUACGCGUAAACCGCUGGCCAACCAAUGACAAAACCCCCGUUAUAUUUACGGCACGAUUGGAGGGUGAGCCACGGUCUGUAACGAACAACAUCCACAAGAAGAUCCUCCUGGUUAAAAAGCUGGCAUAUGUCCUCGGGGACCGCAACAGCAGCACGGUGAGUCUAAGAAACAUCACCAAAGGGUCCAUUGUGGUGGAGUGGACGAACACCAGCCUGCCUCAGCAUCCAUGUCCAAAGGAGCAGAUCUUAGUCAUGAGCAGGACGCUGGCCAAUUCUGACGGAAGACCCUCACAGAGCUUCAAGCACAUAAUGGACCCCGAAUUCAAACCACUGGACGUCAAGGUGAAGGGGAGGGCAAGCUGCCGAAUGUAUUCCUUCAUCCCACCAGGAGACAUCGAUAUCCCAGAACCUCCAGCUGUCACUCCAGCUGUGGGAUCAAGCCAGGAUAGCGCGGAUGACGUCUACCUCCACACGGUCAUUCCUGCUGUGGUGGUGGCAGCAAUAUUGCUAAUAGCAGGAAUUAUUGCAAUGAUCUGCUAUAGAAAGAAACGAAAGGGCAAGCUUACCAUCGAGGACCAGGCCACCUUCAUUAACGAACUUGAUGAUUCCAAGCCACCUCCGUCCUCCAGUAUGCCCUUGAUUCUCCAGGAAGAGAAGCCCCCACUUCCACCCCCUGAAUACCCCAACAUGGCCACGCCAGAAACCACUCCCCUAAAUCAGGAGCUGCUGGGGGAGUACACGGCUCUGCAAGAUGACGACCCCAACGCGCCUCCCUACCAACCGCCUCCUCCCUUCACCACUCCUAUGGAGGGCAAGGGCUCCCGUCCGAAGAACAUAACUCCCUACAGAUCUCCACCUCCUUAUGUGCCGCCCUAA
Molecule: messenger RNA, 3066 nt
Organism: Neolamprologus brichardi
Lineage: Eukaryota; Metazoa; Chordata; Actinopteri; Cichliformes; Cichlidae
Source: RefSeq, a predicted model, not a curated record